Messenger RNA from Ilex paraguariensis (yerba mate), 606 nucleotides. NCBI's taxonomy places the organism in Eukaryota, Viridiplantae, Streptophyta, Magnoliopsida, Aquifoliales, Aquifoliaceae. The record is from the annotation of a GenBank genome assembly.
AUGGCUUCUUCAAUGGCGAAACCAGGUUUCCUUACUCCCCUCUACUCAGGCCUCAAAGAAUUCCCUCCCAUUCGCCCCACUUCAAUCACUCCCAAGUUCAAUGACUCCCAUUUCUCUCCGUCUCAGCUGAGUGUGACUGUCAAACGCGCAAAAAAUGCGUCUCUUCUUCCUAUAAUCAGUGCCCAGAGCUCUCCAGAUUACAUUCCAGAUGCGAAAUUUUACAAAGUGGAAGCCAUUCUAAGGCCCUGGCGGAUCCCACUGGUGUCUUCGGCACUGCUGAAAAUGGGCAUUCGAGGUGUGACGGUUUCUGAUGUCCGAGGCUUUGGUGCCCAAGGUGGUUUGAGAGAAAGGCAGGCUGGCUCUGAAUUUUAUGAAGACAAGUUUUUAGCUAAAGUUAAGAUGGAGAUUGUGGUGAGCAAAGACCAGGUGGAAGCAGUGAUAGACAAGAUAAUUGAAGGGGCAAGGACUGGAGAGAUUGGUGAUGGCAAGAUUUUCUUGUUGCCUGUGACAGAUAUAAUCAGAGUGCGCACUGGUGAGCGGGGUGAGAUGGCUGAGAGGAUGAUGGGAGGGCAGGCUGACGUGUCCUCUGUGUUGCCACCUGCUUAA